AGCUCCAGUGACGUUUUUUUUUCUCCAACUGCUACCUGCGCGAUGUUUCUAAAUCUCGCGAGAUUUGACACUUGUUUAGAAUUCACGAAAGAUGGCGGCGGCGGCGCCUCCGGAUGAGGCUACACUCCAGGCUCGCAUCAACAGGGCCACCAACCCUCUGAAUAAGGAGACCGACUGGGACACUAUCAAGGGAUUUUGUGAUGAGCUCAACAAUGAACCAGAAGGUCCCCAGCUUGCAACCAGACUUCUGGCCCACAAAAUUCAGUCACCUCAGGAGUGGGAGGCCAUGCAAGCCCUUAUGGUUCUGGAGACGUGCAUUAAGAACUGUGGAAAGCGAUUUCACAGUGAGGUGGGAAAGUUUCGCUUUCUCAAUGAACUCAUCAAAGUGGUGUCGCCUAAGUAUUUGGGUACCCGGGCUCCAGAGCCUGUGAAGAAGAAGGUGUUAGAAAUAAUUUACAGCUGGACCGUGAGGCUGCCUGAUGAGACCAAGAUCGCAGACGCUUAUCAGAUGCUGAAAAAACAGGGUAUUGUUAAGCUGGAUCCUGAGCUUCCUGAUGACAAGCCCCUCCCACCUCCUCCACCUAGAGCCAAAGAUGUCCUUUUUGAGGAUGAGGAGAAAUCCAAGACGCUGUCUCGCUUAUUGAACAGCAAUCACCAAGAGGAUCUCAGAGCAGCAAACAAGCUCAUCAAGGAAAUGGUGCAGGAGGACCAAAAGCGCGUAGAGAAGGUGUCCAAGCGACUGAAUGCCAUCCAGGAGCUGAAGGAAAGUGUCAGCCUGCUGAGCCAGUUGCUGGAUGGCUACAGCAAGGAGACCUGCUCCCAGAGCAACCAGGAGCUCAUUAAGGAUCUUUACCAGCGCUGUGAGAAGAUGAGGCCCACUCUAUUCCGAUUAGCAAGUGAUACAGAGGAUAGUGACGAUGCUUUAGCUGAGAUCCUACAGGCCAAUGACAACCUGACUCAGGUCAUCAACCUGUACAGGAAGCUGGUAAAGGGAGAGGAUGUGUCAAAGGAUGGCAUAACCCUGCCCUCACAACCAGGCAGCAGUAGCUCAGCCCUUGUAGACUUGAUGGGACUUAACGCAUCAGGCAACGUGACAUCAUCCAACCCAGAGCCCUCUGGCCUCCAGACACCAGCUCAGUGCGUCAGCCUCUUGGAUGAUGAGCUCAUGUCACUAGGACUGAAUGUAACAGAAAACUCCAACUCUCAGAACAAUCUUCAGUCCCCUGAUGGCCCCGGCUCAUUUGCUCCGUCCGUCCGUGCUGCGGUGCUGCAACCUGCUGUGGUCCAAGCACCACAGGCUGCAGCAGCAGGGGGGCCGACUGCUGCUCCCAAACCCAUGGAGGAGCUGGACUUGUUGGGGAAGACCUUGUUACAGCAGUGCUUACCCCCACAGAGCCAGCAGGUCAAAUGGGAUAAGCUCCAACCGCGAUCCAGAGUCACCUUACGAGAUCUGCAGACCAAGUCCAACGCCAGCUCUAGACCGGCUCCUAAUGCCACCACACACUCUGCUGGUCCUGCUCUGGCUGCAGGACCCCCAUCGGCUGUCCCUCCCGAGCAGCCAGCCACUCUGCUCCCAUCCGCUCUCAGUCUUGCAGCUGCUGAGAGAGGCUCGUUAGCUGCUACUGACCCCUCUGACAACAUCUCUCUGUCUGACGUUACGGUGCCUCUGGAAGCCAUCAGACCUAGCAGUUUAUUACCGGUGACCGUGUUCGACAAACACAGUCUCCGUGUUUUGUUCACCUUUUCCCGUGACUGUCCUCCAUCCCGGCCCGACGUGCUGGUGGUGAUCAUCUCCAUGCUGUCCUCCGCCCCCAUUCCAGUCACCAACAUCCGCUUUCAGGCAGCCGUACCAAAGGUGAUGAAAGUGAAGCUGCAGCCUCCCUCUAGCACCGAGCUCCCAGCCUUCAAUCCCAUCCUGCCUCCAGCCGCCGUCACACAGAUCCUACUGUUGGCGAACCCUCACAAGGAAAACGUGCGUUUGCGGUACAAGCUGACAUUCAACCUGGGGGACGCGUGUCAUGAUGAAUCUGGUGAUGUGGACCAGUUCCCGCCUCCAGGCACCUGGGGAAACCUGUAGGGAGAGAAAGCAGCCUGCUGUCAUCUAAACUGCUGCUUCCUUUAGCUUUAGAUUGAAGGUGUCCCUCGUCACCGGCUUGAGAUGAGACUUCAGUGGCUUCAAACUCUGGUUGGGUAAUACAGACUGACAAGGGACCAGUUGUGGGAACCAGCUUCUACCUUGUGCCUUCCUUUCCUUUUUCAAUCAGCUCCAUGUUCCUGUGUAUCGUAUCUUGAUUUUCUUUUUCUUUUUCUUCCAACAAUCAUUCUCAUACAAAACUUUGGUUCAAUACAGUCAGUUAUUGUUACAGGGUUUUUUUUUCAAUACAUCAUUAAUAUUUUUCUGUUAAACAUAGUCCGUUACAUGCUUAUAUUGAUGUUUACAGCCAAAACACUCCUGUAUUUAACCUAUGGUAUGGAGCACUGGUUAUUUGUACCUGAUAAAUAAUUUGAUUACCAGAAUUUGAAUGUAUUUCCUAUCAAACGAUUGAUGUGUUUCAGUACAACAUCAGUGCUCUAGGAAGAGCAGCAUCAGUGGAUUUAAUAGUUGGAUUCUAUCUUGCCAAACUUUUAGUUGCAUCAGGAAUUGAUGAAACUAAAUUGAAUCAACACUUUGAAACGAUUGAAGUCUUUUUCCCCCUUACAGUCAAUGGAGCAGUGCCUCCUGCUAGUAUACGUCAUGAAUUGGUACAACGUUUUAAGGUAGUGAUUUGGUGGUUAUUCUUGAUGUGGUGGAGGGUCAGUGUGUGUCUUAACUGUGACAAACUGCUUUUAUCGUACUUGUCACAAGAAAAGCACAGGUGUUUAAUACGUUUUCAAAAUGUCUUCUGUGAAGAGAGACCAUGAAGGAAGGGACUUUUGAUUUCUGCACUUUUUAUUUUUUCGAUGUUGUUUCACUGAGGAUUUCCCAUUUGAGUUAUUUUACACAACAUGAGUUGUCCAUUUAUUUUGUUUUACUUUUGCACAUGAAACCAUUACAUUUACCAACACAUUGUCUUUUCUCAUUUGCUACUUUCCUACUGUUGAUUGACCCAAAGAGGAACAUGUGCAGUCCUGAGUUGACGUCUCCUACGUCUAGUUUGAUUCUACCACACGUGCCUGGGAUGGAACCUAUAUUUUUAUUUGCUCUUGUACAUUUAAGUAUGGAAGUAACUAGUUUGAUCUUUGUUUUUGUUUUCAUACGUCCACGUCCGUAUCACAUACGAUUAGUAAAACAACAGACACCUCAAAUGUCACAGCAUCAUCCCGUCCAUUGAGUUGAUUGGAGCACUAAGCGUCAUAAAGAUUCAAAUAGAAUCAGAUUGGUUCUACCUGAGAAGUACGAUUUUGAAACAGGAUGAACUCCAAAUGUGUGUUACUACAGUGGAGCUGGAGGUUCACUUCAUGAUAUGAGGGAUGAAUUUCAGAAUGACCCACUGCGUAGUGUUGAUUCAGUUCAGUUGUUACGGUAGAUUAACUCAUCACACAGUCAUCAUUAAGAUGGGCUGCUUCCCGAUGCUCUGAAUGAGCCACAGAGACAUGCUUUCAUUUACUUACAGGUCCAGCACUCACUCGUCUGUGACUGGAAGGAAGACCGCAAAAAGAGACAAAGUAGCCUCAGUCAGCUCCUUUCGGUCUUCGGUGCGUGGCUUAAGCUGAGCUGAUUUCAAAUAAUAAACAUUGUACGAUGUGUCGUAAACUAUGCACUGA
Messenger RNA from Gasterosteus aculeatus aculeatus (three-spined stickleback), 3744 nucleotides. Its product is annotated as ADP-ribosylation factor-binding protein GGA1. The record is from RefSeq and is a predicted model, not a curated record. Gene Ontology annotation, molecular function: ubiquitin binding; phosphatidylinositol binding; small GTPase binding. Gene Ontology annotation, cellular component: trans-Golgi network. Gene Ontology annotation, biological process: protein localization to cell surface; Golgi to plasma membrane transport; intracellular protein transport. Lineage: Eukaryota; Metazoa; Chordata; Actinopteri; Perciformes; Gasterosteidae.